CUUCAGAUCAGAAGAUGAGUGAUUUGGAGGAAGAGGAGGACGGAGCAGAGUCUGUAGUAUCUGGCUGUCUGUCUAUGAAGAGUGACUUUUCCAAAGAGGAACCUCCAUUCUUCAGUAAUGAACCUGGACCAUCAGACACAAAACUGACUUCAGAUCAGAAGAUGAGUGAUUUGGAGGAAGAGGAGGACGGAGCAGAGUCUGUAGUAUCUGGCUGUCAGUCUAUGAAGAGUGACCGGUCCAAAGAGGAACCUCCAUUCUUCAGUAAUGAAUCUGGACCCUCAGACACAAAAAAGAGGAAGAGGAGUGAUGUUUCUGAGGAGGCGCAGCCGUCCAGAUCCAGAACCCGAGCUGGACUGCAGACAGCCAAUCAGAGCAGCUCUGAACAAAUGAAUGUUGGUCGUCAGAAACAUAAGAUCAGGCUGAAGGGGACAUUUGAACGUGUGACUGAAGGAGCUGAAACAGGAAGUAGAACCCUCCUCAACAGGAUCUACACUGCCCUGUACAUCAUAGAUGGACAGAGUGAAGAGGUUAAUACCCAACAUGAGGUGAGGCAGCUCGAGACAGCUUCCAUGAAGAAGACCCUCCAUGACUCUCCAAUCAAGUGCUGCGACAUCUUUAAAGCCUUACCUGACCAACAGAAACACAUCAGAGUGGUUCUGACGAGCGGCGUCGCUGGCGUUGGAAAAACCUUCUCAGUGCAGAAGUUCUGUCUGGACUGGGCCGAGGGUUUGGAAAACCAAGAUAUCAGUCUGGUGAUUCCUCUUUCCUUCAGGGAGCUGAACUUGAUCAAAGAUGACCAGUACAGUCUUCUGGAGCUGCUCCGUGUUUUCCAUCCAACAUUACAGGAGGUCACAGCAGAGCAGCUCGCUGGCUCUAAAGUUCUCUUCAUCUUUGACGGCCUGGAUGAAGGCAGAUUUUCACUGGAUUUCAACAACAAUGAGGCUGUUUCUGAUGUCACACAGAAGUCAUCAGUCAACGUGCUGUUGACAAACCUCAUCCAGGGGAAGCUGCUUCCCUCGGCUCUCGUCUGGAUAACUUCCCGACCUGCAGCAGCCAAUCAGAUCCCUCCUGCAUGUGUUGACAGGGUAACAGAAGUACAAGGCUUUACUGACGCCCAGAAGGAGGAGUACUUCCGGAAGAGAGUCAGUGAUGAAGAGCUGUCCAGCAGAAUCAUCUCCCACAUCAAGACAUCCAGGAGCCUCCACAUCAUGUGUCUGAUCCCAGUCUUCUGCUGGAUCACUGCUACAGUUCUGGACCACAUGUUGACUACAGACCAGAGAGGAGAGCUGCCCAAGAGCCUGACUGACAUGUACUCACACUUCCUGCUGGUUCAGACAAAGAGGAAGAAGCUCAAGUAUGCUGAGGGACAUGAGACGAGUCCACAGGAGCUGACGGAGGCUGACAGGGAAGUUCUUCUGAAGCUGGGGAGGCUGGCGUUUGAACAGCUGGAGAAAGGAAACAUCAUGUUCUACCAAGAAGACCUGGAGCGCUGUGGUCUGGAUGUCACAGAGGCCUCGCUGUACUCAGGAGUUUGUACAGAGAUCUUCAAAAGAGAGAGUGUGAUCUUCCAGAAAGCAGUCUACUGCUUCGUUCAUCUGAGCGUUCAGGAGUUUUUGGCUGCAGUCUACCUGUUCCACUGUUACACCAACAGGAACACACAGGUACUGAAGGACUUCCUGGGGGAAGACUAUGUUAGUUCAUCCCUGGAUGUCUUCCUGAAGACAGCCAUGAAGAAAUCCCUUGAAAGUGAAAAUGGCCACCUGGACCUGUUUGUCCGCUUCCUUCAUGGCCUCUCUCUGGAGUCCAACCAGAGACUCUUAGGAGGCCUGCUGGGUCAGACAGACAACAGUCCAGAAAUCAUCCAGAGAGUCAUCGACAACCUGAAGGAGAUGAACAGAUAUGGGAGUUCUCCUGACAGAAGCAUCAACAUCUUCCACUGUCUGACGGAGAUGAACGACCACUCAGUCCAUCAGGAGAUCCAAGAGUUCCUGAAGUCAGAGAACAGAUUAGAGAAGAAACUCUCUGAGAUCCACUGCUCAGCUCUGGCCUACAUGCUGCAGAUGUCAGAGGAGGUUCUGGAUGAGUUGAACCUGAACAAGUACAACACAUCAACGGAGGGACGACGGAGACUGAUUCCAGCUGUGAGGAACUGCAGAAAGGCUCGAUUGUGGAACUGCAGUUUGUCAGAUAUCAGCUGUGCUUCUCUGGUCUCAGCUCUGAAGUCCAACCCCUCCCAUCUGAGAGAGCUGGACCUGAGUAGAAAUAAGCUGCAGGAUUCAGGAGUGAAGCUGCUGUGUGGUUUUCUGGAGAGUCCACACUGUAGACUGGAGACUCUGAGAUUGUGGGACUGCAGUUUGUCAGAGAUCAGCUGUGCUUCUCUGGCCUCAGCUCUGAAGACCAACCCCUCCCAUCUGAGAGAGCUGGACCUGAGUAACAACUUCCUGCAGGAUUCAGACGUGAAGCAGCUGUGUGAUCUUGUGGAGAGUCCAAACUGUCGACUGGAGACUUUGAGAUUGGUGUGCUGCGGUUUGUCAGAGAUCAACUGUGCUGAUCUGUUCUCAGCUCUGAAGUCCAACCCCUCCCAUCUGAGAGAGCUGGACCUAAGUAACAACAACUUGCAUGAUUCAGGAAUGAAGCUGCUGUGUGGUUUUCUGGAGAGUCCACACUGUAGACUGGAGACUCUGAGACUUUUUGGCUGUGACCUCUCUGAGACAGACUGUGAAGUUGUGGCCUCAGCUCUGAAGGUCAACCCCUCCCAUCUGAGAGAGCUGGACCUGAGAGACAACAACCUGAAGGAGUCAGACGUGAAGCUGCUGUGUGAUCUUGUGGAGAGUCCACACUGUAUACUGGAGACUCUGAGAUUAAAGGACUGCAGUUUGUCAAAGAUCAGCUGUGCUUCUCUGGCCUCAGCUCUGAUGUCCAACCCCUCCCAUCUGAGAGAGCUGGACCUGAGUGACAACAUGCUGCAGGAUUCAGGAGUGAAGCUGCUGUGUGGUUUUCUGGAGAGUCCACACUGUAGACUGGAGACUCUGAGAUUGAAGGACUGCAGUUUGUUAGCGAUCAGCUCUGCUUCUCUGGUCUCAGCUCUGAAGUCCAACCCCUCCCAUCUGAGAGAGAUAGACAUCAGUCUCAACAUGCUGCAGGAUUCAGACGUGAAGCUGCUGUGUGCUCUUGUGGAGAGUCCAAACUGUAGACUGGAGACUCUGAGGAUGGAUGACAGAGUAUACAGGGCUGCACCUGACAGACAAGGAGGAGAUCUGUCUACGUCAAAGACAGACCUUGAUGUGUCUGAGGACAGAAGAGAGGAUCAGCUGUCUCCUGAUGAUCCAGAGAGGUUGAAGCAGCAGCAGCUUGUGUGUGGAGAGGCUCCCGAUACAAAUGAAAUGUUCCAUUUCACACCUGAGCUGCUGACUGAGUCUGGAAAGACUUCAUACAGGUUCAGGUGUCCUGGUCCAGGUGUGUUCCAGUGUGCUUUGACUGGACUGGUGUUUGUUACGACUCAGGAGGCGGAGCUGCUGUACAACACUGUCCAAUGGGAUGAGAGCCUCCUCCAAUCAGCUGGCAGGAUGGCUGCAGGGCCGCUGUUUGACAUCAAGUGUUCAGAGGAUGGAGCAGUCUGUCAGCUCCACCUUCCACACUGUGAAACAAAGGAUGCGCUGCUUGUUGAUGGCCUGUUGUAUGUCGUCCACAUCACUGAUUAUGGGAUGAGCAUCUUGGAGCCGCUGAAGAUUACAGACACUCAUGUGGUCGUGAAGGUCCCUCACCUCUCUGCCUUUGGCCUGAUCUGGGAUUUCGUUAGAAGAUUUCUGAACAUCUCAUUGGUAAUAGAGGCCCAAGUUCUGCUGUUCCUCCGACCUCCGGACACGGGGCCUCGAGUCCUAGAUGUUCUACUGCUGCCCCGCAACGUCCUUCUAGAUGAGGUUGAAAAGAAACAAAGAGGUGCUAAACACAUUAGGAUCUCUUCCAAAUGUCAACUCAGCAUUGAUCAAAGUUACAGUGUCCACUGUCAACCUGAGGGCUUUAUAAUACAGCCUGAGCAUGAAACAUUUAGCUCAGACUAUGGACCAAAUUACCAUCCAACAUUUGAAGUUUUCCUGGAGACGAUCCCAGAGAAGGUGACUUUGAUGGUCCAGGACCGAGAGAGGACAGAAGUCUGGAGACGUGACGUGUCUUUGAAAGGUCCAACUGGGCCAAAUCCACAGAGGAAUGACCCAGCAGAGGACAGCGUCCCAGCAGAGGACAGCGUCCCAGCAGAGGACAGCGUCCCAGCAGAGGACGCUGAAGAAAGGCUGUUGGUAGUUCGGACACAGUUUGUACAGCGAGUGUCUGAUCCUGUUCUGAACCAGCUUCUGGAUAAACUCCUUGAGCGUGGUGUUAUAACUGAUGGUGAAAUGCAGUCAGUCAGAACAGGCAGAGCAGACAAAGCCCGAGACGUGAUGGACACGGUGAGAAGAAAAGGAAGUGCAGCCAGCUCAGUUCUGAUCUCUGCUCUCUGUGAGGUGGAUCCAGUCCUUUCCAGAGAGCUGAGAUUAAUCUGAAGAACCAAAC
Molecule: messenger RNA, 4548 nt
Organism: Sander lucioperca (pikeperch)
Lineage: Eukaryota; Metazoa; Chordata; Actinopteri; Perciformes; Percidae
Product: NACHT, LRR and PYD domains-containing protein 3-like
Exons: 19
Coding region: 15-4538 (1507 amino acids)
Biological process (GO): regulation of apoptotic process
Molecular function (GO): protein binding
Source: RefSeq, a predicted model, not a curated record